Messenger RNA from Dipodomys ordii (Ord's kangaroo rat), 1248 nucleotides. It is a transcript of the gene Smarce1, whose product is annotated as SWI/SNF related, matrix associated, actin dependent regulator of chromatin, subfamily e, member 1. The record is from RefSeq and is a predicted model, not a curated record. Gene Ontology annotation, cellular component: SWI/SNF complex. Bases 110 to 1183 code for a protein of 357 amino acids. The transcript has 10 exons. Lineage: Eukaryota; Metazoa; Chordata; Mammalia; Rodentia; Heteromyidae. Gene Ontology annotation, biological process: negative regulation of DNA-templated transcription. Gene Ontology annotation, molecular function: nucleosomal DNA binding; nuclear receptor binding.
GGCGGGGCGAGCGCGGGACAAAGGGAAGCGGAGCCGGAGCUGCGGCCGCCUUCUCGGCCCGCGGUGUCUCAGAUUCAUUCUUAAGGAACUGAGAACUUAAUCUUCCAAAAUGUCAAAAAGACCAUCUUAUGCCCCACCUCCCACCCCAGCUCCUGCAACACAAAUGCCCAGCACACCAGGGUUUGUGGGAUACAAUCCAUACAGUCAUCUCGCCUACAACAACUACAGGCUGGGAGGGAACCCGGGCACCAACAGCCGGGUCACGGCAUCCUCUGGUAUUACAAUUCCAAAACCCCCAAAGCCACCAGAUAAGCCGCUGAUGCCCUACAUGAGGUACAGCAGAAAGGUCUGGGACCAAGUAAAAGCUUCCAACCCCGACCUAAAGUUGUGGGAGAUUGGCAAGAUUAUUGGUGGCAUGUGGCGAGAUCUCACUGAUGAAGAGAAACAAGAAUAUUUAAACGAAUACGAAGCAGAAAAGAUAGAGUACAAUGAAUCUAUGAAGGCCUAUCACAAUUCCCCUGCAUACCUUGCUUACAUCAAUGCAAAAAGCCGUGCAGAAGCUGCAUUAGAAGAAGAAAGUCGACAGAGACAGUCUCGCAUGGAGAAAGGGGAACCUUACAUGAGCAUUCAACCUGCUGAAGACCCAGAUGUUGUUUUACAGAGAAAACUAGAAGCUGAGCUUCUUCAAAUAGAGGAACGACACCAGGAAAAGAAGAGGAAGUUCCUGGAAAGCACAGACUCCUUUAAUAAUGAGCUGAAAAGGUUGUGUGGUCUGAAGGUAGAAGUGGAUAUGGAGAAGAUUGCAGCUGAAAUUGCCCAGGCAGAGGAGCAGGCCCGCAAACGGCAGGAGGAGAGGGAGAAGGAAGCAGCAGAGCAGGCUGAGCGUGGUCAGGGUGGUAUGCCUCCUGAGGAAGAGCCAGCGGCCAGCAAAGCCGAGGAGAAGAAGGAUGAUGAGAGCAUUCCAAUGGAGACAGAGGAGACACGCCUCGAAGAAACAACGGAGAGCCAACAGAAUGGUGAAGAAGGCACAUCCACUCCUGAGGACAAGGAGAGUGGGCAGGAGGGGGUGGACAGCAUGGCCGAGGAAGGAACCAGCGAUAGCAACACUGGCUCCGAGAGUAACAGUGCGACAGUGGAGGAGCCGCCCACAGAUCCCAUACCAGAGGACGAGAAGAAGGAAUAGAUGUUGCCUUGUUUUAUGUGUCCUAAAUACUUUUUUAAAUGAAAAAAAAUGUUUUUUGGUUUUAA